AGAAACCUUAGGACUAUGAAUCCAAUACGCUGUCCACUCAGCUCUCAGGCUCCCUCAGGCAACCAUCUUUGGUUGCAAUGAAUGAAUCCCUCACUCCAACAAAUUGGGGUUGGGCCCAUAUAGUUUGUUGAAUCGAGGUUGCACUGUGUAGAAAGAAAGGAUUCUAAUAUUUAUUCACUCACAGCAUCCGUCAACCUUAGAAUCUUAGAUUCUUAUUUGAUGCAAUGUAUAAUCACCGCGGGUACAAGCUUUCCAAAAGACCUCGUUUCCACCGGUCAAGUACUUGUCUUCCAUCUGUGAACACGCCGCCACCUCCCAUUGCAGAGGAGAAGAUUGGUGAAACCUUAUGUUUGGAGUGUUUCCGAUUUUACGCUCCUACAAAGGAUCAAGUAUGUGAACUACAGUGUAAGAAUUGCACAAACACAUUUCCUGGACAUUAUGACAAGAAAUGUUCCAAGUGUCUGAAUACUUAUUGUGACAAUGUUAAUUCCCCAAGCCACUGUCCGUAUUGUCAAUCUAGCCUAUCUCGUGCGAACAGUGCAAUCCAGGGACCUUGGCGAUGGAGGACCUUAACAUACAGACAUACUCGACCAGAAUGUAUUGAUAUUGCUGGUAGUGACGAGGAUGAAGAUUUCAAAAUACAAAGAGUUGGGAGAGGAAAACGCGUAGUUAUUUCGAGCGACGAAGAAGACUCUCAAGAGAGCGACACACCUGCUGAGGACUUUCCCACACCACACGGGAGCAUCUUCCCUGCCACACCUGCCGGCCUGCCCGCCACACCUGAGCGGGAACCUGCCGGCCUGCCCGUCACACCUGAGCGGGAACCUGCCGGCUUGCCCGCUACACUCUUGUCUGCUUCACCUGACCAGCCGGCCUCCCCACCACCACAGGGCAUAAUGGACAACAGAAGGUUUUCAUCAAAACCAAGUCCGGUGGACUCUAAUGCAGCCUUGAUGUCUGGAAGAGAUCCCAGACUGGCGGCACACUCAUAUCUUGGGGAGUCAGUGUUGCUGCAACAGACGAGAGGACAACUGCAAGACGAGUCUAUUAUGGGCGGUAGGAACAUGCAUGCAGAAGACCAAAUGAAUCCCAGGCUGCCCCCUUGCUCAUCUCGACGACAGUUGCAAGACAGGUUACAGACCCCGCAGGGGAUUUGUCAGCAUCCUACAAGUUGCGAGGGUGUAGGCGGAACCUUGUAUACAUUAGAAAAAAGGCAACAUCAACCAUUUAGGCAUCAGGGUUCAGGGCCACUGCCAUUAUCUACUGUUUCUCAGUCUGUUGCCGAGACCCCAAGGAAUCUUCAUAGUUACAAUCAAGGAGCAAGGAGUGUAGUGUCAUCUACACACACAGAAAGCAACUCUUCUGACCUUGUUCGUAAUUCCCAGAGCAAUGAUGACUUGAAAACCCAUCAGAAUGUUCAGCCUAGCACUAGCAGCCAGAAUGUUGAUUAUAGGCAUAAUUUUUCUGACAAAUAUUCAGUUGAGAAACUUUUAUCAUACCACAAUAAACAUGUAUUCAGACAUAACUAUACAAAAAAAUUGGAUCGCUCAAAGGUUCCAAAUUUCAACAGUUUUAUUGAAUUCCUAGAGUGUUUGUCCAUUGCUGAAUUUCCCUCCUCUUGGCAGACUGACAAGUAUAUUAUACCAUCCAAAUUCAAAGCUUCAGCCUCAGAAUCAGAUGGGGCUCAGUUACAGUGGACAAGACCUGAGGAUACCUCUCAGAACUCUUGUAAUCCAGCUGAUUGGCCUUCAACUUUUGAGGAAGAUAACAUACACUACAGAGUUAAACUGCCACUGAAUGAGCCACGAUAUAUUCCUCCACCACCCAAUAUUUUGGAAGAAAGAGCUAAAGGACUGAAGCGGAAAAAGAAAUGGGAAGAAGUAAGAGAUAAGAAUAAAGUGUCUACUACUGUACUUUCUCCUAAAUCAAGUAAAAAACUCUUGAACGAAGACACACUUUACUCUUGCAGUGCCAACCAGUCAAAAAGUGUCAAAACAGAACUUAAGGAAGUUGGUGAAGAUGUUAUAAUAUCAAAUGUACAGUGUCUUCCAGAUUCCAAGGAGCUUAUAUUUGAUGAAAGCAUCUGCAAGACGGAAACCUUUCUACAAGAAGAUGAUUCUGCAACAGAGUAUGAUAUAACUAAAAUAAAAAAUGAAUUUUAAUUUUUCAGAAUAUCUAGGAAGUUUAUCCAUUGCAGAUUUUCCCUCUGGGCACAUGAAUACAGUAUGUAUAUUGUGCCAUCCUAUGCUAAGCUUCAGCCACAAAAUUUUCUUUUGAUAAUUACUUUAGCUACAGACGGGGCUCGGUUACAGCGGACAAGCCCUGUUACCUCUCGGAAUACAGUACUUGUAAUCCAGCCAAGUUUUCCUUCAACUUUUGAGGAAGAUUCCAUACCCUACAGAUUUAAACUGCUGCUGAAUUGGCCACAAUAUUUUCCUCCACCCAAUAUUUUGGAAGAAACUACUAAAGGACUGAAGUAUGAAAUAGCACUGUACUUUAUGCAACCGAAGUAAAAAAAAAAAAAAAAAUCUUUACUCUUUAUAAUUUCUUAUUUACUUUACUCUUUAAGUAAAUUCUUUCUUUAUACUUUACUCAAGUAAUUUCUCAUUACUUUACUAUUGCAGUGCCAAAGUCUACUGUUUGCUGAGCUUUCAAAGCGGUAGUCUGUAAUGAAGAUGUUAUAAUACCAAAUGGACAGUGUCUUUCAUAUUCCACAGUGGCCCUAUCAGAUGAUGAAAGCAUCUGGAAACUUUCUACAAAUAACUGUGGGAUAUGGCUGAAUUAAAAGCUCAGAGUAGAAUAGUUGUUCAAGUAACCUUGUAAUAUGUAGCAUAUACAAUGCAGCACUCUUUUAUCUUAUACAACCUCCCUGGCUUGGUGCCUUCUUUUGAUAAUUACUUAAUUUAAUCUUAUACAGGACUAAAAUUGUUUUGUCCAUACUUUCUUUUUCCUAGGCGAAUUUUCAAGCCAUUUUCAUCAGUUUGCAAAUUUUGCAUGCCUUUUAAGUUAUGAUAUAAAUUAUUAUGCAAAGUCUGAAAAGGAUAUAUAUAUUUUUUAUUAUUAUAUAAGGUACUUUUAUUUGUUCCAUU
Molecule: messenger RNA, 3089 nt
Organism: Procambarus clarkii (red swamp crayfish)
Lineage: Eukaryota; Metazoa; Arthropoda; Malacostraca; Decapoda; Cambaridae
Source: RefSeq, a predicted model, not a curated record